CAGAGACUGCACACGGGAGAGAGACCCUACAAAUGCCUGGACUGUGGGAAAAGCUUCAGUGAGAGCUCAAACUUUAUUCACCAUCAGAGAAUCCACACAGGAGAGAGACCCUAUAAAUGCCCCGAACUGCGGGAAACGCUUCAGUAACAACUCAGACCUCACGAGGCACCACCGGACCCACACGGGAGAGAGGCCUUAUGAGUGCCCGGACUGCAGGAAGAGCUUCAGCAUGAGGUUCCAUUUAGCUAGACACAAGCACGUGCACGCAAAGGAGGAGAUGGAAAGCUCCCCCCUUCUCACACAUCAGAGACUUCCGUCGGACGAGAAGCUCUGCAAAUGCCCUGACUGCGAGAGAAGGUUCAGGGACAGCAGAGGCCUCGUGACACAUCAGAGAAUCCACAUGGGGCAGAAAUGCUAUCAGUGCUCCGACUGCGGGAAAAGCUUCGGGGUGAGCUCAGCUCUUUCUGAGCACCGGAGAAUCCACGCGAACGAGAAACCCAGCAUCUGCCCGGAUUGUGGGAAAUGCUUUCUUCAGAGCUCAGAGCUGCUCCUCCACCAGAUUAGCCAUGCAGGGGGGAAGCCCUACACAUGUGAGGAGUGUGGUAAACGCUUCGCUCAGAGAUCGAAUCUCCGGGCGCACCUCAAACACCACACAGCUGAAAAGCCCCAUAAAUGCACCCAGUGUGGGAAGAGCUUUGUCAAGCACUCCAUCCUGGCCAGGCACCAGAUCACCCACACGGACCUGAAACCGUUUAAAUGCUCCGCGUGCAGCAAAAGCUUCACUCAGCUCUCCAGCCUCACGAGGCAUGAGAGGGUCCAUGAGGCAGAGAUGCUUUCCGAGCCCCCCGACUGGAUGGCAGAAAUGAACCAUACAUUCAUCGAUUCCAGCGGGCGGGCAUGGAAUUGGGCUCAAGAGUACCCAGCUGCCCGGCUGUGGGGCGAGGAGGUAGCCAUAACCAACCCCAAACUGAUCAGUGACCCUCGGCCUACACCUGGUCUGGCAAACCCCAGACAGGUCAGGGGAGACCUCAGCCAGCCCCUUUUAAGUGCUGUUGAACUGGCUGCCGAGCUACCAAGCUCUUCUGCCUCCUGCCAAGACAGUGCAUCCAUCUCUCUGGACUGAAAGAUCCCCCGUCCCCUUAACCGCUUCCCCGGGCCACCAGCCUCAGGAGCCACACUAGAGGAGGGCAUUGCAGCUGGGAUUUCCCGAGACACCCAGGGGGCAGGAUUGGGGGUGGUGGGAAGCAGAGAGGGCCAGCUGGCUGCUAGGGGUAUUAAGUGUCUGGGGACUGGGGGUUAAGGAAUCAUAGAAUAUCAGGGUUAGAAGGGACCUCAGGAAGUCAUCUAGUCCAACUCCCUGCUCAAAGCAGAGGGAGGAUGGGCAGGGUUAGGAUGCUGCAUUCCCCUCAGUUGGAGUCUCAGCAUCUCUGAAAGCCAAUCCUGAUACUUCUAAUGACCACCAUUAGUCACUUGCGCCAUCACUUCCUGGUAAAAUCUGCUGCUUUUUCCCACCCUUUGGGUGUCUUCCCCACCCUUCUUUCCAGGUGUCCCUCCCCUGCCUCUGUAUUUCUCCUUCUGUCUUCCCUCAGCAUGUCCUCUGCUGCAGCAGUUCAUGCUGCCAUUACUCCCUUUCCCCCCAUCCCCUCAGCUACAAGGACAAGCAAUGACACAGUCGGGCUGGCAUGUACAGUGCCAUAGGGAUUUAGCGUAAACCCCACCGCAAGAGGAAAGGGGGCGGGGCUUUCUGCAGACACCACUGAACCAGACUUACCUGGUGUUUGGAAGGUUCCCUUCCCUAACAAAUGAAAGCUUAGAUUCUGCAGGAUCUGGACAUGCCAGAGGAAGCACACAAACACUUCCGGCAGCUGGAUGUUUGAUACUGCUCUCUUACAUACAACGAUUAUGGUCGGUAUGGAAAUGCUUAAGCCGACAGAUAGAGGGAUGUGUAUGGAGAAAAUAGAUAAAUAGAAAAAAGACUUUCCCAGGGACCAAUAAAAGAUUGUUCCCUCUUGAAUAUUUUCUAGAGCUUGUUGGAAAGAUUGGACUCCAAGUAUAAUUUUACACCGUUAAAGAAGACCCAAGUAUCUUGCAGUGUAUGGGGGUGGAAAUGGUUGGAAAGUACUUGAGUUAAUCCAGUAGCAGGAACCUUUUUGUAGUUGAUGGGUAUCUUUCUGUUUUAUACUUUUUUAUUUUAAACUGCAGGCAUAUGUAGUUUGAGAAAGCUCCCAAGGGAAACUUUAUAAAUCAAAAUAAAAUAAUUGUAUGAUGGCUGAAAUGCUGGCACAGCUCCUUAGGGACUUAUCAAGGAAAGGUGUGUGUAUACGUGUGUACAUGUACACAAAAGAUAUACCUAUUUGAGAUGGGAAAGUAACUGAAAGUACAGUGAAAGCUUUGUUAUCUGGCAUGUUGGGGGAAUAGGAGGUGCCAGUUAAUCAAAUAUUCCAGUUAACUAAGAGUUAUACUUACAAUGGAAUACCAAUUUUCAAAGAAUUAGAAUACAAUAAAAUGAAUAAAGUAUAAAAUAGUAGACAGGUACUCACCAAUCCAGUAGUAGUACUGCACUGCAGAGUGGUUGGUUUCUUGAAGCACUUAGGUGUAUACAGGUAAAAUUUUCUAUACAGUAGGUUAUCUUAUGACACUACAUAUCACUAAGGGCAGCGGAUGGCAUACACCCAGAACACAAAAAAUCCACUUAACACUAAAACUAUACUGAAUAUAAUUUCAUCUUUCUUUGAUGAUUCAGAAGGCACUUCAGGAUCUUGCAGUGCCUCAGGAUCAUCAUUAUCAACAUAAAUUAUCAUUGUAGAUGUAGAAGGUGUAGGAAAUGGGGCUAAAUCUGUAAUGACCCUAUGACACACCCUAGAAGCUGCUUUUUUGAAUAAAUCUCUGAUAUCGCCUUGC
Chrysemys picta bellii (western painted turtle) is the source of this 2901-nucleotide messenger RNA. NCBI's taxonomy places the organism in Eukaryota, Metazoa, Chordata, Testudines, Emydidae. The record is from RefSeq and is a predicted model, not a curated record.